This is a messenger RNA of Penaeus monodon (black tiger shrimp), 4350 nucleotides long. RefSeq lists its product as uncharacterized. Bases 416 to 3040 code for a protein of 874 amino acids. The record is from RefSeq and is a predicted model, not a curated record. The transcript has 8 exons. Lineage: Eukaryota; Metazoa; Arthropoda; Malacostraca; Decapoda; Penaeidae.
CACAGGUACAGAACGUGUAACGCGUCGGUCGAGAGUCAUGGCGCAGCUUUGUCUCGUGAGCCGUCAGUUUGCUUUGUGCGUGUAACAACAGUGCAUACCUUUAUAACAAAAUAUGAAUUACUUGAAACAUCUGCAAAAUCCCGGCUGAAAAUCUCCAGCUCUUGAAAGCAUUAGUCACAACAGAGAUUAACUUCAAGGGAAAAUAUAUAUGAAGCUCUAUACUAUGAUGGAAACCAGCUUAAGCUUUAUUGAUUGAGAAGCUUUUAUCCCGUGAACUGUACGAACAAAAAAAGCUGCCAUCUCCACACCCUGCGUUCACUUGGGCAAAGUGCACCGGGCGUUGGGCGGCAAAACCAAGUAAACCGUCGACCUGACAACGCAACUGAGAGUAAAAGCAGCUCCUCCUCCAGUAACCAUGGCAACGGAGGCGGACCAGAGGCGGGGCCUGGAAGUGAGCCUUGGAGUGGCACUCAAGACCUGGGGAAGAAAGGCUUUGCUGCUGCUCUAUGAGGACAAGUUUUCAAAAACGCAUCCAGGCAAGUUCCCUUAUGACAUCCUGAAGCUGAAGUCCAAGACGAGAUUUAUCCUGAAGCAGAACAAGGCCCAGGCCGAUGCCAUCCAAAAGAACGAAGUCGACAGGUUCGACAUCAGCGCCCUCUAUCUGCUGCUCCGUUAUGCGUGCGGCUUCUCCAGCGGAACCACUCGCUGGAAAAACCUGGAGACGCUGGAAGGCAACAUUGAGAAGAUAAAGGAUCUGCGUAACACGGAGGCCCACUGGACGGAGGAAGUUUACUCUAAGGUGGAUCUGGAAGAGAAAUGGAUCGAGUUUGUGAAAGCUGUAAAGUUCGUUCUGGUGCAUGGAGGUCUCAAGAAGUGGUUGCCCAUCUUCAAGGAUAAUUUGCAGCUGAUAAAGCAAGGAGAAGUCUACGACGGGAAGAAAGUUAUGUUGCAAAAGGCCCUUCAAAGUGAACUUCGAGAACUGUACAGAAGCGGUCGGAAAACAACGCUCAUGCCCCUUGUGUGGGCUGGGCGGUCCUUUCGAUUCAAACACGAUGCCCUCCAAGCUUACAUUACCACCAAGUUCUCCUUCAGCCAAGAUAGGCUUGAGACCUUUAUUGAAACCAAUGGCUUGCUGGAAAAUAGAGGAACCCAUCAAGUUAUGGUGCUGCAGGGCGAGUCUGGCACCGGCAAGACGUCACUCCUCCGUUACUUUGCCUCUGUGUGGAAAAGGGAGCAGCCAUGCCCUGUAUCCACACUUAAUAACAUUGACUAUCUUGUGUUCCUGGAUUGCAAUGCCGUAUCUGGCAGAACCUUCACAAUUAGUGAUAUCAUCAGAGAGAUUUUCCCAGUGACAUGCUCCUCCACAAAUAUCGGUUCAAUUGUGGAUAUUUUAAAGGCAGCGACAGGCAGUGUAAUGUUUCUGAUUGAUUCCUUUGACGAGAGACUGGGGGCCUUUCAAGAGCGUUUCAAAGACCUGCAGGGAUUAUUUCCUAAAGCUAUAUUUUUGGUCACGACACGGCCACAUUUGACCCCUGCCAUCUGCAACUUGUGCCAGGAUACCCCACUAGUUUUCACAGCACGCGGAUUUAAUUGGUUCAGCGCGAGAACCUGUGUCAGUAAGCUACUUGCUGUAGAAAAUAAAUCAGAGAACCCAGAGGAGCUCCUCAAAAUACUAUCACCACACCAAGAACUUGUAAAAAUCCCUCAGCUUUUGUGUUGGUGUACAUGGCUGUGGCUAGAAGAGGGAAACGCCAUUUUUUCAACGCGUGGAAAAAUAUUUUAUAAUUUGACAGAUUUCAUGAUAAGAAAAUUAUGCCACAUUAGUGAUAUCAGAAAUUUUGCAGGAGAACUACCAAAAGAAGGUCAACAAUGGUUAAGUGUAGUGGCUGAAUGUGCUUAUAACCAGGCGAAAAAAGGGCUGGGUUCACUGAGCAAGACCAGUGACGAAAUUACACUCUUGGAGAUUAAAGCAAAGAACCUUAAGCUCAGGCCUCUUGAAGCUCUCUCAAGUCUUAUGCAGUGUGACAGCUUUAUGUCGGCACAAGGAGAACAUAUAAGUUUCCAGUUUAUACACAACUCCCACGCAAACUUUCUCAUAGCGUACCAUGUUGUCGAACGCCUGAGAAAUGACGAAAUCACAAUCACCGGUCUCUUAAAGGACUUGCAAAUGGACCAGAAGACCAUCUUAACAUUUGUGGUUAGUAUUCUCUUUCAAAACAAAGAAAAACCAGAUGGAUAUCACAGAAUUCAAGAAAUUGCCUCUCUGAGUAGAGUGCAUGUCAAGUUCUAUGAUAUAAACUUCUUUUUGGAUCUUAUAGAGGAAAGCCAAUACAACAAGAGGCUUGCACAGGAACUAGCACGAUAUAUGCCCAUUGCUGACACAGAGCCCUCGCCACAGAUAGGCCGAGGAAGAGUAGAUCACCUGAAUUCUCACUACUUGUGGAUAAGGAAGAAGGAAAUAGAACGAAGUGAAGCUAUGUGCAUGUUGCUCUCAUUCUCAACUCCCUCUCGACUGUGGCUGCGUCUGUCGGAUGGCAUACUGGCUGGGGAUGUCACAUGUGGUUCAAAAAUACAGUGUGAUGUUGAAGCUGCAAUGAAGUUGAUCAGGAAUUCUUACAAGGACAAGCCUCUUUGUGAGCUGAAGUUAAGUGACUUUACAGUGAGCUGUCCCCUUGUCUGGCCACAAAACCUGUGGUGGCUGUCCAUAUAUCGCUGCAAGAUUGAGACAGAUCUCGGCCUACAGGAAGGUCUCUUGAAACUAAGUAUGAGCGAGUGUACGAACUUAGGACGCUUUAGCAUUCCCUCUACUGUGAAGUCGCUAAAACUACAUGAAAUGGAUGUCGACAACCCCGUCCUUCCCCCUGGCCUUGAAACCCUCGUGGUAGAAUCCUGCCAGGUUAUCAGGCACCCGGCCGUGUCUCCUAGGCUUAAGAAACAUAGAUUCGUAGACUGCACAUUUUGGGAAGACAUUGAACUCUACCUUGCUAUGAUGAAUUCGCUUUCAUGCUCUGACGAAGCUGAGUUUGCUGCUGGCUUUUAACCGUAAACACACGAGUGGGAUGCUUACAGACGUUUUUAUCAAUAGGGUUAAUUGAAAUAUGAAAGUGACUGAACUUUUUUUGAAAAUGUUAUUAUAUACGAAUUAUGUGCUACUUAAUGCAGGGAUGUACAAUAUAUAUCAAACAAACGCACACACACGUGAAAGCAUAUUACUUUUUCUAUGUGUAUGUGUGUUUUGAAAGAGGAUUUUUAAAUGUUUGUAUAGUGGUGCAAAGGGUAUCUCCGUAGUUGUGAGUUUAGUUUUUAGGUUAUUUUUUCGCAUAAAAUGGAGUUCAAAAGAUGACAAGCAUGUUCAAACAAGUACAACGAUGAAAAUGCUGGUAAUAAGAUAUGUUUUUGUUUGAAUAAAUAUUAUUCGAGUAACAAUGAAUUACAUGGUAAAGGUUAUGUGUAAGUAGAUGUAAGUGCUUAUAUAUUUGAUAGAAUUAAUAUUUGUUUAUUAGUGAUUAGAAAUUAUGUUUAGUAUAAGUAAUUAGGUAAACAAUAUGAUCAAAUGAUAUAUUAGUAAUGACAUAUAAUGAAAUUGUAUAUUAUUAAGUCACUUAAUAUAAUUAGAUAAACGUAUCCAGUAAAGGAUGAAGUGUAAUAAAGUAUGGGUGUUUAAGUAGGUGAUACAAUUUUAUUGUUGAUAAAAUAAACGACAUUAGCAAUGAAUUUUGCAAUAUCACGUUAUUCGAUAUUACGAAGUGAUAUAGAAUUACAUAUAAUUUAUCGAAGAGAGGCUCUAAAGUUUAAAAUUUCAUAACAUCCGCGAGAUAUUGGGGUCUUCUGGACUUCUCUUAAGCGUCGGUUACACGGCGCUCAUUUUACUCGCUUUGGACAAGCUUCUUAAUUCGCUGGUGAAAGCGUCUAAAGACAAGGUGAUUUUUAUUCGCUAUCGACUAAAAUCAUGAAUUCGCAGCGUCUGUUUGACACAGCGAUGAAGUUCAAAUUGUUCAACUUUACCACUCGUGUCUAGCGUUUCAACACCGAGUAGAUGACUCUUCCAGACGCCGACGGCAGUGUGUGGGGGAGUAUGUACUUCGGUGCUGCGUGCACUGUCCAGUUUUCUUUUGAUUGUCUUCAUUUGUUUUCGCGUGUCAGCCUCAAUACUCUAGGGUAUGUAGUUGGGUCGUCCAGUGCCAGUUCCUUCAGAUUAUCUGAGGCACCCAGAGCCUGCCUAUCCACUUUCCUAACCACACACUUCUUUUUCUUGGCAGUCUUCUCAUAACGGAAUCACGCAUUCUAGCUUGGAGCUCCCUUGCUCAAGGUGCAACAGCGGCUCGCAGCACAUCCUCCCCCGACGCCAUG